AAAUAUAUUCUUAUCAUCGAAGAAAUUGCUCAAUUUUGCCUCAGGGUACGCGCGGUCCUCCUUAACGAUCAUAACUGACAUUGCAUCAUAGUUUCAUUUAGUAAAUAUACUCCUGUUUGCGACUCCACAUGUAAUUGAAAUUUCACAAUUUCGACUCUUUGAGAGAAAACAGAGCAAACGAAGAAAAAUGAAGCGGCCUUCUUCUCUGCCCAUAUUGAAGCAAUUCAAAGGAACUCAUUACGUAGAUGUCAAUUCUAAGAAAGGAAAGUCAGUACUUGAAGAUGAAUACGAAAACGAUGAGAUCAUCGACUUCGAGAGAAUCAGCACACCUGUGAUUUGCAAGGCAGUACAAAAAUGGGAAUCCACCACACGAGCAGGGGAAGAGUUUUCUUCCGAAAGACAGGGGCUAUGGAGGCGUGAGCAGAUUAACAGAGCAACAAGGCUAGAGAAACAACUCAAAGCAAGAUGGGCUGUCGAUGGACUCAUUGAAGAAGAACUCAAUCGUUUUCGAGCCCAAUACAAGAGGUCUAUAGUCCCAACAAAGCUCAAAGAUGUAGCCCAAUUGAUCAUGCCUAAAUGGACUCCAUCACCAGAACUAGCCACAUUUACUUGGUUAGGCGAUUGGCGGCCCUCAACAAUCUUGGACCUUCUUCAAUACUUAUCCCACUCAUCUGGUCUUUCAAAAUCUUCACCAGAUUCAGUUGCCAUUGAAGUGGCAUUGCCCCAAUUGAUCAACGAGUUGCGAAUCGAGGAGGCAGUGAUUGAUGAGGAAAUGGCUGAGAUUCAGUCCAAUUGUAUCUUUCACCUCCCAUUUGGACCAAAAAAAGAGGCCCAAAAGGGUGAGCCUGCAAUGGCUUGUAUUCAAUCUGAGUUUAAGAAGAUCCAUAGGGUCAUUACCAAGGCACAAAAUUUGAGGCUAAAGGCAAUGGAAACGGCAGUGAAGAAGGUGUUAAACAGAACAGAUGCCGCAGAGUUCUUGGUUGCUUUUGCUGGAAUUCAAGACUUGGUUCAUCAAUGGGCUACGCAACACAAAUUGCAGCAAGGCCCAGUUUCUAUACGUACUAAAGCCCUGAAGUCUGCUAGCCCAUUGAAGUAGUAGGCCCAUUUGAGUAUUAAGAAGAAUUUAUAUGAUAUUCAAUUGCAAUUAGGUAGUCUAUAGGGCUAUUUCCGCGUAUACUUCUAAUAUUUCAAAUCCUGACACUUCAAUUUUUUGUAUUGUGAAAAUGAUAUACAAGUAUUACUACCGUUAAUUCUUA
Molecule: messenger RNA, 1256 nt
Organism: Solanum dulcamara
Lineage: Eukaryota; Viridiplantae; Streptophyta; Magnoliopsida; Solanales; Solanaceae
Exons: 3
Coding region: 188-1096 (302 amino acids)
Biological process (GO): DNA-templated transcription
Molecular function (GO): sequence-specific DNA binding
Source: RefSeq, a predicted model, not a curated record